AUGGCCAAGGAUACAACUGAAACUUCUGAAGAAGAAUCUUCCUUCAUCGAAACAAUCGACCCCCCGCUCUCACCAUUUCCUUGCCCUCCGCCAGUCAUAAUCUACCCCAAUGUGCCUGGGCUCGAACAUGGCAUUCAUGACACCACAUUCAAUAUACCUCCGGAAGGAAGAAGGUUGGCUAAGCAUGCCAUGACUUUUGCGGACUACGAAUCGGCUAGAAAUACGGAUUUAUAUAUGCUUCAUGCCGUUGAGUUUGAACUUUGCCAAGGAGAUACCCUGAUCUUCGUUGAUUUGCCAAAUAUACCAAAAGACACGCGCAAGUUGGCCGACUGCGAUAACAUUGUCUUUAAAUCUCAGAAAUUUCUAGUCCAUUCUAAGAAACUCUUGGCCACCGGGUCGACUAAAUUUGCCGCCAUGCUUGGUCCUUCUUACCAGUUCCGUGUUCAAAGACGACGAAAGUUGGUCAAUAAACUUCCUGACGGCGUGAAAUACUUGCUCGAUCUCACUCCUCCGUCCGAAGGAGACGAACUGGUAUUCCAGAUGACAGAGGUAUCUCUGACUCCUGGAAUCAUGAACUGGUGGACAUCCUAUCGUUUUCAUGGAGCGGAAAUUGGGCUUGUAGCAGGCCAUGAUGAUAUUUGUUGUUGCAAGAGACAAGCAUCCUCCUACCUAGGCUUUGAUUCUGACGAAGACGACAAAUAUGACAGUACUGGGACAAGAAAGCCUAAAUCUUUAGGAGCGGGUGUAUUGCUUCCACCAACGCCGCUUACAUUGAUGAGAAUGAAGGCUCAAGACAAAGACAAGUUAUACGAAACUCCAGAAUUUCGCCAGAUUCCUGAUUAUUGUCCCAUCAGACACAGAAACGGCAUCAUACGUUUACUUAUCUUACUAGAAGGGAGAGAAAUAUCGAUGGAUUCUGCUGCUCGCAUGUGGACAAUGGUUGCUGUAGCAAAGAUCCUCGACUGCACUUCAGUCGUCCGCGACAAAGUAGCCCAGUGGAUGCUGCACGAUCGCAAUGCUCGUUUUAUUGAAGUAUUACCCGAGGAGGCUCUCAAAAUCGGAUAUGAUCUCCGGCUUCAAGAAGUAACACAAACCGCUUUUCGUAUCCUUGUCAACGAAAUGGCCCUGGAAGAGGCAGCCACGGAUCACGGCUCUCUCCCGAGGCGGGCCAGAACAACCAUAUUUGGAAGACGCAUUGGCGAAUGCAGUGACGAACUGAGCAAUCUGAUACAACAUGCUUCUCGAACUCUGGUUGAGAGAGUAACAAGAACCAAUCUAGAGCUUCAAAGUCCAGAUCUUUUUGACCGUUGGGCUAUUGGGGAAUGGGGCAAGUUGAGAUCAUUGGAGGCUCUCCUUUCAACGCAACAGCCUGGUGAAAACCCCGGCAGCAGUGAUUUCAGCAAUGCACUUGACCAUUUGAACCGUCUCAUGACUCAGCUUAGGUUUGUUAUCGGCCGCAAGUACAGUCUGAGUGCAGAGUCCUUUGGUACCAGCUCCCCAUUCCUCAUGGGUAUGGACAUUGAUCGUGCCACUUAUGUGCACCCAAUGGACUUUGAUGAGUUGGGGCAAAUCUUGGUACGGUUUAAUCCACCGCAAAAGCUCUUGUGUCCUUUUAUAUAUAAUGAAAUGAGCGAUCGAUGCCAUGCGAAUUUCUUUACCGAUCCACAUCCUGAUAAAAGGGACGUCCAAGAACCGUCAAUUCCCGCGCUGCUAGACAAUUUCCAAGCUUCUCUAGAGUGGCUCGUUUCGAAGCACCCGGAUUUGAUCGACAGGCCAGAGUGGCAAGUCAUUGUUAAUGGGGAAAUCGACAAGAAUGCAAGCCCCGUUUUCAGAAUCAGGCUUCCCAUUGUGGCAUUACUAGAGAUGGAACAACAAGUCAAACAUGCCAUGCAACCCCUCACACGCUCUUGGGUCCGUCAUGAAAUCGAACCCCCGGCCAACAUUACUCGCCACUUGUUGCUGACACUUGAUCACGAGGAAAUGAAAUUCCUACCCCUCUGGGCGGGCGGCCUCAACGAUGGCACGGGCGGUGUGUUCGAAUCAUGCAUACCUUCUACCGACAUGGGAGCAAAUGGCCCCGGACCUGCUUACCACACAGGGCAUACUAUCCCUUCUGCGCCGCCCAGCAUUAGCGACACCCUGGUGGACGAUAUUUUCGCCAUGGAAGUAACUAGCACCCCUAUCAGUGGCACUAUUGAUUUCCAUGGCGAUAUGUCGAUCGUGUACAGAGACGACGAGGCCCUUGCAGAAGAUGUAUCCAUCAAGACGGAAUCGUUUCAAACAGCUGAAAGCGACUACGACGGAGCGAGGUUUGCGGUUCCAGCAAGUCACCAAGAGUUAGCCGAAGCAGUUAAUUCGCUUGUUGAAGCGGUGGAUGACUUUGAAGCGGAUAUGCAAGGGACGCCAAUUGCAUCAGACUAUGAGAGUGAUAGCGACGGCAGUGUUGUAAUGGUGAAGAGGACAUGUGGAGAAUAG
Molecule: messenger RNA, 2475 nt
Organism: Metarhizium brunneum ARSEF 3297
Lineage: Eukaryota; Fungi; Ascomycota; Sordariomycetes; Hypocreales; Clavicipitaceae
Source: RefSeq, a predicted model, not a curated record